GUCUUAUUAACCUUUCCAGCCUUGGACGUAUAUAUAAACAGAGUACUGCCUAUAUCUUUCGCUCUAAUACCAAUUCAGCUCAUACAUUAGACUUCUCAUAUAAUCGAAUAAUCAUACUGUCAAGUCUUCAUACCAUCAAGUCUUUAUACUAUCAACCUUCUCUUCUACCUCUAAGAGCCAAUAUGCCAGAGAAGACAGUCGUGGUCACUGGUUGCAGCAAUGGCGGACUUGGGGCGGCAAUGGCAAAGGCUUAUCAGGCCAGAGGAUUCAGGGUCUUCGCGACCCUACGCAACAGGGUCAAGGUCGGAUCUCUAGCGGACAUAGAGGGCAUAGAAAUUCUCGAACUCGACGUCACAUCAGAAGAAUCCGUUUAUCAAUGUGCGAAAGCCGUUGAGAAGCUUACAGGAGGAUCGCUCGAUAUUCUGGUUAAUAACGCUGGCAUCUCCACCAUCAUGCCUCUGCUCGACACGUCGGUCGACGACGCUAAGAAGAUGUACGACAGCAAUGUUUGGGCAGUACUUUUAAUGACGCAGGCAUUCGCGCCAAUGCUCAUCAAAUCCAGAGGAACUAUCUGCAACAUCAGUUCAGUUUCUUCCGAAUUAGUCUUCGCCUGGCAGGGUAUAUACAGCAGCUCUAAGGCUGCCAUGACGCGGAUUUCUGAGACAUUACGCCUUGAGAUGGAACCUCUCGGUGUGAAGGUCGUCACAGUCAUACUUGGAGGCGUCGAAACAACUGGAAACAACCCCGAUAAUAGAAAGGACCUCGAGCUGCCCGCAAAUUCAUACUAUCAGAAGAUAGCCGCCAUUAUAAAUCGCCAUAAUAAGGCAUUGAUUCACAACAAGAAACAGAAUGUGGAUGUGGCAGCGAAUAAUGUGGUCAAUGACGUUCUUAGUGGCCGCACUGGCUUUGUUCGACGAGGGCAGGCCUCUUCACUCAGUUGGCUCUUCAACACGUUUCUGUCCUACGCACUCACCACAUAUCUAGCAAACGGAGAGUCGGGUCUUGCUGAACUCAGUGGUAGGUAGGUGGUAGAUCUAAUACAGAUGUCUAUACUAGCUUAUAAUGCGCUAUUAGUAGGUUGGUAUGAAAUGAAAUAGGGGC
Messenger RNA from Pseudogymnoascus verrucosus, 1101 nucleotides. RefSeq lists its product as uncharacterized. Gene Ontology annotation, molecular function: acylglycerone-phosphate reductase (NADP+) activity; triacylglycerol lipase activity. Lineage: Eukaryota; Fungi; Ascomycota; Leotiomycetes; Thelebolales; Thelebolaceae. The transcript has 2 exons. Gene Ontology annotation, biological process: phosphatidic acid biosynthetic process; triglyceride catabolic process. Bases 183 to 1025 code for a protein of 280 amino acids. Gene Ontology annotation, cellular component: lipid droplet; endoplasmic reticulum. The record is from RefSeq and is a predicted model, not a curated record.